Penicillium maclennaniae is the source of this 2334-nucleotide messenger RNA. Its product is annotated as FAD-NAD(P)-binding-domain-containing protein. Gene Ontology annotation, biological process: biosynthetic process. The record is from RefSeq and is a predicted model, not a curated record. The transcript has a single exon. Bases 1 to 2334 code for a protein of 777 amino acids. NCBI's taxonomy places the organism in Eukaryota, Fungi, Ascomycota, Eurotiomycetes, Eurotiales, Aspergillaceae.
AUGGUUCGGAUACUCUCCCAAAGCCCCGCCUCUUCAUCCCUUCCAUCACCCAACGUUGUUGUGGUGGGAGGUGGUGCUAGUGGUCUUGCAGUGCUCCUUCAAUUGAUUGAGAGAGCUAAAAGCGAGAACCAAGCUGGCAGAGUUGUCGUGUUAGAGAAGAGUAAAAUCCUUGGUCCGGGCUUGGCCUACUCGAAUGCAUGCGCCGGCACAAUAUUGAACAUGCAUACCGAUACAAUGGGGCUGUACUUUGAUCAGCCUCGACAUUUUUCUCAAUGGCGAACGAGUCUCAAGGAAGGCGACUUUCCCUUGCGGCAAAACUAUGGAGAAUAUCUUCAGGCCACCUGGGCCCAAGCAAUGAGCUCAGCUCAGCAGGCUGGCUUGAUGGUUUCCAUUAUCCAUGAGGAGGCCAAAGAGAUCGACCGAUCCAACGAUGGCGUCUUUCAUUUGACUCUUGAGAAUGGAACACGCCUCUUGUCGCAGGCUAUUAUUCUAGCACUGGGCAAUUUCAGCUCAGUCUCAAAUUCUCAUCUCAUCAACCUUCCCGGGUUCUUUGCGACCCCAUGGCCACUCUCUCAGUUAAAUUCCAUCGCACCAGACUCCCCUGUUAUCAUUGUGGGCUCUCGUUUAUCUGCUGUGGAUGCUGCCACCUAUCUUUUGGACAAUGGCCACCGAGGCACUAUCACUUUAAUGUCACGUAGUGGCCGACUGCCUAAAGUCCAAGGAGACCAGAUCACCUAUCCGCGUCGCUAUGCAUUAUACGACCUUGCCAAACAGACUGAAUCCGACCCCCACGAUAGCCUUCUUCAGGUUAUGAAUGGUCUCAUGGAAGAGCUUUCAAAAGCUACAAGCGGUGAUUGGAGUUGGGUUCUAGACGACCCGUCUCCAGAAAAGCAAAUACGACAGGACAUCAAGGCUGCUCUCACCAAUCAAGUUCAAUGGCAGGCAGUCCUGCGAGGGACGGCGCCAGUCAUUAAGAGAUACUGGAAUUGUCUGUCACCAAGAAGCCAAAGACUAUUCAUGGAGAAGUAUCACAGUAUCUGGAUGAGAUUCCGUCAUGCUAUGCCUGUGCAAAAUGCACAGAAGAUACUCAGGAUGCUAGAAAGCUGUCAAUUACAAGUCGUCCAGGGUGACUCAGUGAAUUGGGAUGGCAAGUUCCAAACACAAACCUCUGCUAGCGUUAUUGAAGCCCCGUACGUUAUUGAGGCCACUGGACAAGAGUGUAGUCUCGACCGUAUUCAGUCACCCCUGAUCCAGUCCGCGCUAAAGAACGCCCUCAUUACAGCUCAUCCGAGUGGUGGAAUAGCCGUUGAUUUUGAAGAUUUGAGUGCUUCCCCGGGUCUCUACGCCAUUGGGUCCCUGACAUGUGGUACACAUUUCUACGUGAGUGCCAUCGAUCGGAUCGCAGCACAUGCUGCUCGCAUCUCCGACAGCUUGACGCAAAAUCCCUGUGCCCAGUCGUUGCAUGUCGCAAUUUUCUGUGGGUCCGAUCUCUUCUCACACCUCAUGUUAAGCAAACUUGUCCCUCAGCUUCUCGCUGCCGGUCAUGUCCCUUUCGUCUACCUCCCCACUCACAAGGCCCGCCGCAGCGCUACUUCGUUCGACCUUCAAGAGCUAGCCUUUUUCGAACGAGAAUUGCUACAGCAGUAUAUUCUGCCUUACUUCAAAGAUGAGUUUUUUGAAGGCGCCACACACAAAACCGUGGACCAGAUUCGAAACACAUACGGAGUUCUUGUUGAAGAAGUACCCAACGUCAACAAGAUGUCCUUCAUCAAGACGCUUGUUAGACAUCACAUCAGCGUUGGCUUAUCAGUGCGUUGCUACCAGCGCUUCAAAUCGGACAUCAUUCGCUACUUUUCCAAGCCUCGACGUCUACUCAACCUUCAUCCCGGAACGCUUCCUGCCUACCGCGGUGUCAUGACGACUGUCCGGGCUAUGAAAAACAAAGAAACCAAUUUCGGAUACUCCCUCCAUAAUAUUGACGAAAAUUGGGACUCGGGAGAUGUGAUAGAGAUCCGGGAGCAUCCCAUAGACUAUUCUAAGUCGAUGCUUGCGUUCAUGGGAGAUGUCUAUCCUAUGGGGGUGGCUGUGGCGAUGAAAGCAUUUGAUAAAAUUGCCAGAGGGAAAGAGUUAGCAAAAAAGCCCCAGAAGGCCGAAGCAAGCGGUUAUUAUACUUUCCCCACAAAAGAGGAAUUGCAAGAUAUUCGGCAGAGCGGAAUCCGCUUGGUUGAUGCUGAGAGCAUUGUGAAUAUCAUUGUGGAGUCCUUCGCGCCGCCCAGGAACAGGAAAAGUUUCGCACAUAUAUUGAGUCAGCUGUGCGGAAUUGGUACCGCCUAA